AUGAACCUCUAUCUACUUUGUCGCAGAUACCAUACAAUAUCUUCAAUAAAUGCUAUGCCCUACCUAGUCAAAAUAAACAUCUAUCAUUCUCUUCUCAUUGUAUUGUAUAGGACAAUAACAUCCACAAGUGGCAUAGAGAUCCCACAAAACCCACGUAACAAACAAACAUCUUCUCUUGUUUAUCAAGUUACAAUGCCACCGUUGUUACUUGGCUAUGCAGCAGCAACGAUUGCAGCACUCCUCUGCAUCAUAAACUUCUUCCAUCGGAGACUAUGUUGCAGACACCCCCUCUUAACUGACUACCCCUUCCUUGGCAUGCUACCACAGUUUCUCAGCAAUUUGUGGCGCUGCCAUGAUUUUUUGACUGAGGUGCUGAAACAACAUGGGGGAACCGGUGAGUUCACUGGACCAUGGUUUACCAACAUGAACUAUUUGAUCACUAGUGACCCCCUCAACGUGCACCACAUCAUGAGCAAGAGUUUCCACAACUACGUCAAAGGACCCGUGUUUCGUGACAUUUUUCAAGCCUUCGGACACGGGAUUUUCACCGCUGAUUCAGAGACAUGGAAAUACAACAGGGAACUCUUCCAUUCUCUCUUUAAACAGAAAAGCUUUGAGGUCUUUCUACAGAAAACCAUUCACAAGAAGGUGCAGAAUAGCCUACUUCCCGUAUUGGAUCAUCUACACCAACAGGGGACCGUGGUGGAUCUUCAAGAUGUCUUCAAUCGCUUCACUUUCGAUAACAUAUGUUCUAUAGUUCUUGGCAAUGACCCUAAUUGCCUUUCCGUUGGUUUUCCGGAUGUUGAAAUUGAGAAGGCUUUUAAUGAAGCAGAAGAGUCCAUAUUCUACAGACAUGUAGUGCCAGGGUGUGUUUGGAAGUUGCAGAAACGGCUUCAGAUUGGUCAAGAGAAGAAGAUGACAGAAGCAUGUAAAACACUUGAUGAGUUCAUAUACGAAUGCAUAGCGUCUAAGAGAGAAGAUAUAAGCAAAUACAAAGAAAAUGAAACGGGAGAAGCCUUUCACGUGGACUUGUUAACAAAUUUGAUGAGAGAAGGAAAGGGAAAAGGGCAAGCACAUGAUGAUAUAUUUCUAAGGGAUGCUGUGUUCAAUCUAUUUGUGGCUGGGAGAGAUACCAUAACUUCGGCUCUCACUUGGUUCUUUUGGCUUGUUGCUACAAACCCUUUGGUGGAAGCCAAGAUUCUUCAAGAGAUCAAUGAGAUGUUUGGAAACAACGAAAAAACGCCUGGGGUUUUAAACGUGGAGGAGGUGAAAAAGCUGGUUUAUCUGCAUGGUGCUAUAUGUGAAGCAUUGAGGCUUUUUCCUCCCAUACCUUUCGAACGAAAGCAAGCACUUGAAGCUGACGUGCUUCCUAGUGGUCAUGCUGUGAAUCCCAGUACAAUCAUAUUAUUUUGUUUAUAUUCAAUGGGAAGAUUUGAGGAAAUAUGGGGAGAAGAUUGUAUGGAGUUCAAACCAGAGAGAUGGAUCUCACAUAAAGGAGGUAAUGUUUAUGUACCAUCUUACAAAUUCAUUGCUUUUAAUGCAGGACCAAGGAUUUGUUUGGGCAAAGACUCGUCCUUCAUUCAAAUAAAGAUGGUGGCAACUGCAAUCUUGCAGAAGUAUCGUGUCCAAGUGGUUGAAGGUCAUGAUGCUUCUCCAAACCUUUCAAUCGUUCUUCUAAUGAAGAAUGGUUUAAAGGUUAGGAUAACAAAGAGAGAAAUUUAA
This is a messenger RNA of Sphenostylis stenocarpa, 1722 nucleotides long. Lineage: Eukaryota; Viridiplantae; Streptophyta; Magnoliopsida; Fabales; Fabaceae. The record is from the annotation of a GenBank genome assembly.